AUGGCUCGCCGCCGCCUCCUCCUCCUCCUCGCCUUCCUCUUCUCCACUGCCGCGUUCUGCUCGCCCGACGCCUCCGCCGCUGAGGAUCCGCUCAUCGAACAGGUGGUCGGUGACGGCGCAGACGACGAGCUGGAGCUGAACGCGGAGGCGCACUUCGCGAGCUUCGUCUGGCGGUUCGGCAAGACCUACCGCGACGACGAAGAGCGCGCGCACCGGAUGUCCGUGUUCAAGGCUAACCUUCUCCUCGCGCGGCGCCACCAGCGGCUCGACCCCACGGCGGUGCACGGGGUCACCAAGUUCUCUGACCUCACCCCCGCCGAGUUCCGGCGGCAGUUCCUCGGCCUCCGCCGCCGCUCCUCCAGACGGGACCUGCUCAAGGGGUCGGGGUCGGGGUCGGCGCAUGAGGCGCCUAUCCUCCCCACCGACGGCCUCCCGACCGACUUCGACUGGCGUGAACACGGCGCCGUCGGACCCGUCAAGGACCAGGGUUCCUGCGGGUCGUGUUGGUCGUUCAGCACAUCUGGGGCGCUGGAGGGGGCGCACUACCUCGCCACCGGCAAGCUCGAGGUGCUCAGCGAGCAGCAGAUGGUCGACUGUGACCACGAGUGUGAUCCAUCAGAACCGCGCUCAUGUGACUCAGGAUGCAAUGGUGGCUUGAUGACUACAGCUUUCAGCUAUCUCCAGAAAGUUGGUGGCCUAGAGAGAGAGGAAGAUUAUCCGUACAAUGGGAGGGACAGCACCUGCAAGUUUGACAAGUCCAAAAUAGUUGCCCAAGUGAACAAUUUCAGUGUUGUAUCUGUUAAUGAAGACCAAAUUGCUGCUAAUUUGGUUAAACAUGGUCCACUCGCAAUUGGUAUCAAUGCAGUCUUCAUGCAGACAUAUAUUGGUGGUGUGUCAUGCCCAUACAUUUGUGGAAGGCAUCUGGAUCACGGUGUUCUUUUGGUUGGCUAUGGAUCGGCUGGUUAUGCGCCAAUCCGCUUCAAGGAAAAGCCAUACUGGAUUAUAAAGAACUCCUGGGGUGAGAACUGGGGUGAGAAUGGAUACUACAAGAUUUGUAGGGGUCCACAUGUGCAAAAUAAGUGCGGUGUUGAUUCCAUGGUCUCUACUGUGACUGCCAUUCACAGCUCUAAGAAGGAAUAG
Molecule: messenger RNA, 1140 nt
Organism: Miscanthus lutarioriparius
Lineage: Eukaryota; Viridiplantae; Streptophyta; Magnoliopsida; Poales; Poaceae
Source: the annotation of a GenBank genome assembly